Molecule: messenger RNA, 1515 nt
Organism: Lytechinus variegatus (green sea urchin)
Lineage: Eukaryota; Metazoa; Echinodermata; Echinoidea; Temnopleuroida; Toxopneustidae
Product: ATP-dependent RNA helicase DDX1-like
Exons: 12
Coding region: 86-1132 (348 amino acids)
Source: RefSeq, a predicted model, not a curated record
UCUCAAUUAAUUGCAGGUGAGGUUCUUCAUUUUGGAUGAAGCAGAUGGUCUUUUGUCAGCUGGCUAUGGAAAUCAGAUCACAAGAAUGUGGGAGCAGAUUCCUAAGAUCACAAAUGAUGGAAAAAGACUUCAGAUGGUAGUGUGCUCUGCUACUCUUCACUCCUUUGAUGUGAAGAAACUUGCUGAGAAGGUGAUGCACUUCCCAAUCUGGAUUGAUCUUAAAGGACAGGAUAGUGUCCCAGAGACAGUUCAUCAUGUGGUUUGUAAAGUUGACCCAAGGGAGGAUACAACAUGGCAGAGGAAAAGUGAUAAAGUCAAAACCGAUGGUGUCCAUUACGAAGACCCGAUUAGAUGGGGCAGUCAUGACAGGGAGACUCUGUCUGAAGGAGUAAAAAUCCUGAAGAUCGACUAUCUUGUGAAGGCCAUUGCCGAACAUCGUAUGGACCAAGCUAUUUUAUUCUGCCGUACCAAGAUAGAUUGUGAUAAUUGUGAAAAAUACCUGGCAACCCUAGGAGGGGGUCCUCGUGCCCUACCCAACCAUCAGUACUCAUGUGUGUGUCUCCAUGGUGAUAGAAGGCCACCGGAACGAAGAGAAAAUCUCCAAAAAUUCAAGGACAAGAAAGCUAGAUUCCUGAUUUGUACUGAUGUAGCUGCUCGUGGUAUUGAUGUUAAAGGAAUCCCAUUUGUUGUCAAUGUAACAUUACCUGAUGAGAAGCAAAACUAUGUCCAUCGUAUCGGACGUGUUGGCAGAGCUGAGAGGAUGGGUCUAGCUAUUUCACUCGUUUCUACAAUCCCUGAAAAGGUAUGGUACCACUCCUGUCCCAGUCGUGGUAAGAGUUGCCGCAACACUGCCUUGAAGGACCAAGGUGGUUGUUGCAUCUGGUACAACGAGAUGCAGUAUCUAGCUGACAUUGAAGAGCAUCUAGGGGUAACCAUUGAUCAGACGGAUCCCUCCAUGAAAGUAAAAGCUGAUGAGUUUGAUGGCAAGGUGACCUAUGGACAGAAGAGAAAACAUCUCGGGAGUGGCUACAAGGGUCAUGCAGACGACCUGGCGCCGGCAGUAUCUGAGUUACACAACCUAGAGAAGAGAGCUCAGUCAUCCUUCUUACAGUUUUCUGGCAUCGCUUCAUGAAAAGAUAAAGCGAGGAGGGUGUUCCAUAAUCUUUUCCUAAAGUUAAAUAUGACUCUGCGUAUGGCUUAUAUCAAUGUUAACCAACAAAUGUUAGCCCGACAAUUAAAGAAAUUAUGACUGUAUUUCUAUUAAUCUCACUGAAAUUAUGGAAAUUGUUAUGCUCCCCCCCCCAAAAAAAAAAAUUGUUUUAAAACUUUAAAGGAUAGUUUGAAUCAGCAUAUUUCAGUUUAUAAUUCAACCUAUAUGUAUUGCAACCAUGCAUGCAUUUUGCAGGUUGGGUUGUAUUUACAGAUGAAAUUGAUCUAAGAAAUCUUUGGCUUUGCAUAUUCCAUUUGUCCAUUUAAUUGCCAUUUGUAACUUGACAAAAUGCUUGAUGUAACAAA